GCCCAGUCGUGUGCGUGUGGGUGCUAGAGUGGGUGUUCUGGGGGUGUGCUGCCUUCUCCGCUAGAGUGGGUGUUCUGGGGGUGUGCUGCCUUCUCCGGUACCCAGAGUGCAAGCGAAGCAGAGGUUGAAGAAAGGUGAAGCGCAUUCAGGGAAAAUUCCUCUUUGCAAGUCCGUCGACCCAGUGAUGCGAACAAGAACACUUGACAGAGCGAGUUCGGCGAUAUAGGCAGCGUGUUGAUAUUGCAUGGGUCGUCUCGGUGCUUGUUCCUUCGCACAUGAUAAACAGCCUUCAGAAGAAUCGGUAAUCACGGGCAUGUUAAUUGGGCCAGUCGUGAAAAUGUUCUAAGAAUGUACACAAGUGCUUCAGAGUUGUCAAAUCAAGGGUUGGAAAUCGCAGAGGAGCAGUCAGUGUGUGUCAGUGCGGAGGACCUGUUUCGACCUUGCCCACACAGCGCGAUCGCCGUCUGUGGUAGCUAGCCGUCACCGACGCCGCCACCACCGUUGUCACGACCAGCGCCCCUUGCGUCCCUGGAGAGAGUCUUCAGCAUGGCGACGGCGCAAGACACAGUUGCAGCCGCGACGGCCGAGUUGGAGCCCUUGGCGACCUCCUCCCAGACGGGGUCAAAGGAAGGAGAAGGCGCCGAUGGAGGAGGCACGUCAGGAGUGAAGCUGAAGAAGGAGCUAGGUUUGACGGAGGGCAUUGCCAUCAUCGUGGGGAUCAUCGUGGGUUCGGGCAUCUUCGUGUCUCCCAAGGGCGUGCUCGAGUAUAGCGGCAGCAUUGGCGUGGCGCUUAUCGUGUGGGGGGUGUCGGGCCUACUCUCCACCGUGGGUGCCCUGUGCUACGCCGAACUAGGUACUAUGAUCCCUAGGAGCGGCGGGGACUACGCUUACAUCCACGAGGCUUUCGGUCCCCUCAUGGCCUUUCUGUACCUGUGGGUGGCGCUGGUGAUCAUCAUGCCCACGGGGAACACGGUCAUCGCCCUUACCUUCGCCAAUUACAUUCUGCAGCCGCUUUUCUCCGAUUGCGACGCCCCGCCCGAUAUUCCCGUGCGACUUCUGGCGGCCGUUGUUAUAUGCUUCCUCACGUGGGUCAACUGCUCGAACGUGAAGUGGGCGACCAAGGUGCAGGACAUUUUCACGGCCGCCAAGCUGCUGGCGCUGGUGAUCAUCGUGGCCGCCGGCGUGUACCACCUCGCGACGGGCAACCUGGAAAACUACCAGCAGCCCUUCGUAGGAACCAACUGGGAGCCCGCAGCCUUCGCCACCGCCUUCUACCAGGGGCUCUUCUCCUUCGCAGGAUGGAACUACCUCAACUUUGUCGUAGAAGAGCUGAAAGACCCAUACAAAAAUCUCCCCCGAGCUAUCAUGAUCUCCAUGCCUACUGUCACAAUUAUUUACUUCCUCGCCAAUGUGGCGUACUUCUCUGUCCUGACCCGGACUGAAGUUCUCUCGUCAAAUGCAGUGGCUGUGUCCUUUGGCAACCGUAUGUUGGGCGUGAUGAACUGGACGAUGCCCUUCUUUGUGGCGUGUUCCACCUUUGGUAGUCUAAAUGGAGGGAUCUUUGCCUCGUCUCGCCUCUUUUUUGUUGGUGCUCGAGAGGGCCAUCUACCUCAGGUUCUCUCCCUUAUCAACAUCAAUAAUUUCACACCUGUACCUUCACUCGUCUUCCUGGGCUUCAUGACUGUAUUCAUGUUAAUCACAUCAGAUAUGCAUAUACUGAUCAAUUACAUCUCAUUCAGCGAGUCCCUGUUUAUAUUAAUGUCCAUAGCAGCCCUCCUUUGGCUGCGGUAUAAGGAGCCGAAUCGUCACCGACCCAUUAAGGUUUGGUUGGGAUUCCCCAUCUUGUUCUUCGUCAUCUGCCUUUUCCUUGUGGUCUUACCUAUCAUUCAGCGACCCAUCGAGUUAGGCGUUGCUAUUGGUGUCAUUAUAAUUGGCAUUCCAGUCUACUAUUUUGCCAUAUACCGAGAAGACAAACCAAAAUGGUUUAUCAGAUUUACAGAGAAAGUGACAUUUACAACCCAAAUACUGUGUGCUGGUGUACCCGAGGAAAAGGACAAGUAAAAGUGAAUCAACACUUCCCUGUCGUGAAUUAAUUUAGCUUCCAGUCCUCCACAUUUCUUGAUAAUUACUGCCUCUUCUUUCACUGUGCCUUGCCCAUCCAUAAAAGUUUAGGGUUUUCUUAAUUAUGCUUAUGUGAAAAGAGCAGAAAUUUAUUUUCAGAAAUGUAAAGUUCUGACACCUUGUUAUUCUAAAGAUACAGUUGUAUUUGUUUUACAUUUGGAGAAUACUGAUGCACAAAUUUUGUUUUUGUUUCAUAUUUAAAGGAGGUAUCUGAUCUGUUAAAAAUCUGUUUAUUUACAUAAAAAGUAUAAUACACAAAGGCACAAACAAGCCAAAGUAUUGUGAUAAAAGCCAAAAGGUUAUUAAGAGAGAGAGAGAGAGAGAGAGAGAGAGAAAAAAAAAAAUAUUAAGAAUGAAUGUAGAUGACAGAAGUGCUACACUUUUUUUUUCUCUUUUUCAAGAAUUCCUCAAAGAAGUUUAACUCAGUUACCUAGUCAUUAUGAAGUUUGUGGAGAUUGUCUUAGGCCUAUAGCAAACCCAUUAUUUCAUGAAUUAGGCAUGGAUUUUUGAAGAACUUGGAAGUUUUCAAGAACAAGAUUAUUUCUCAUUUAUCUCGCCAAUUGUAUUGUUUGGCAUUGCCAUCCAUUAUUAUGCUUACAGUAAUUGUAAAUGUAUGUAUGUUGACUAUUUUUUUCUUUUUGUUUUCCAUUCUAAAUCAUUCAUGUUAAUCCAUUUUUCUGUGUGGGUUCAUGCAUUCAGUCCUUUUAUGAUAUGGUUAUCGGUAUCACUUGCGGUAUCAGUGUCAUUCAGAAGACUUAAGUUAUUGUGUUCGUAAUUUAUGUAUUCAGUAUUUCAACAUUUAUAAUUUGCACAAUAUACCACUACCUGUACUUUGGAAAUCAAGAACACUUCUGGUUUCAGUAUGGUGGAAAGCUGCUUCCUUACAUUUGUCACAUUUGUGAGAUGCUGGUGUGGCAAGUGAAAUAUUUUUGUUGCCUGGUUUUAUUUGUUAAGUUGCAUUCAUUUAUUUGCUGUAUUUUUUCCUUAAAAUUUUACAGAUUGAUUUUGUUGUUGUUGAAUUAUGAGCGCUGUGUUGUUUUCUUUGAAUUUCAGUAUUGUUUGUUUCAGUAAAGUGACUGUCAUUAUUCCAAAUAUUUAACAGGUGAUUUUAACAGAAUAAUGCUCUGUUAUUCCACUCACUGUGUAUCGUUGAAAUAGCAAGUUAAUUAA
Penaeus chinensis is the source of this 3291-nucleotide messenger RNA. It is a transcript of the gene mnd, whose product is annotated as large neutral amino acids transporter small subunit 2-like. Gene Ontology annotation, cellular component: membrane. Gene Ontology annotation, biological process: amino acid transmembrane transport. The coding region runs from base 547 to 2061 and encodes 504 amino acids. Gene Ontology annotation, molecular function: L-amino acid transmembrane transporter activity. Lineage: Eukaryota; Metazoa; Arthropoda; Malacostraca; Decapoda; Penaeidae. The record is from RefSeq and is a predicted model, not a curated record. The transcript has 10 exons.